This is a messenger RNA of Dromiciops gliroides (monito del monte), 1509 nucleotides long. RefSeq names its product caspase 7 (gene CASP7). The record is from RefSeq and is a predicted model, not a curated record. Lineage: Eukaryota; Metazoa; Chordata; Mammalia; Microbiotheria; Microbiotheriidae. Bases 173 to 1078 code for a protein of 301 amino acids. Gene Ontology annotation, biological process: proteolysis; apoptotic process. Gene Ontology annotation, cellular component: cytoplasm. The transcript is spliced from 7 exons.
GCGGGGCCCCGGCGCCCUCGGGAGCGGGGCUCCACCCCGCUGCCCGCCUCGGCUCUAUCCCUCUGCCUGUUUUUGCUUUCGCGCCCUAGGCGCAGUAAACCCUAUUACGACUGGCCGCGGUCUAUUUGCAGCGUCUUCCUCCACCUCCUCCCGGAUCCACGGUGGACACGAGAUGGCGGAUGAGUCGAAGUCUUCAGUGCAGCAGGGAGCAGGUGAUUUAGAAGAUGACCUCGUGGAUGCCAGGCCUGAUCGAUCCUCCUUCAUAUCAGUGUUUGGGAAAAAGAAAAAUGCAGAGAAAUCAAACCAAUCCCUACAUAACCAUAAGCGAGUAGUUGUACCCAAAUUCCAAUAUAGUAUGGAUUACAAGAAAGUUGGCAAAUGCAUCAUAAUAAAUAACAAACAGUUUGAGGCUAAAACUGGCAUGGGCACAAGGAAUGGCACAGAUAAAGAUGCGGAAGGACUAAAAAAAUGCUUCAACAGUUUAGGCUUUGACGUGACAGUCCAUAACAAUCGCUCUUGUUCUGAUAUGCAGAACCUGCUCAAACAAGUUUCUCAAGAGGACCAUACUGACUCAGCCUGCUUUGCCUGUGUCCUUCUGAGCCAUGGAGAUGAGGACCUAAUUUAUGGGACAGAUGGAGUGACUCCAAUAAGAGAUCUGACUGUGUACUUUAGGGGAGAUAAAUGCAGGAGCCUCUUAGGGAAACCCAAAUUAUUUUUCAUUCAGGCUUGCAGAGGUACCGAGUUGGAUGAUGGGAUCCAGACAGACUCCGGACCUAUAAAUGAUACAAAUGCUAAUCCUGGAUGCAAGAUACCAGUUGAAGCUGAUUUUCUCUUUGCCUAUUCCACAGUUCCAGGCUAUUAUUCAUGGAGGAAUCCAGGAAGGGGCUCUUGGUUUGUGCAGGCCCUCUGCUCAGUCUUGAAUGAGGAUGGAAAAAACCUGGAGAUCAUGCAGAUCCUCACGCGAGUGAACUACAGAGUGGCCAUGGACUUUGAAUCUCAGUCCGACAACCCAGAUUUCAAUGAGAAGAAGCAGAUUCCGUGCAUGGUCUCCAUGCUCACCAAAGAACUCUACUUUUGACAAUGUACUCAACUGCAGCAAAGAUAAUUCAAUCAGGAACUAUGGGUCUUUCCUCAUCUUUUUUUUUUUAAAACCUCUUAAUUUGUUUUGAUGUUACAAGCUAUGAUUUUAAAUCUCCAGAAGUGUUUAAUUGCAGGGAAAACCAUCAGUUCAGCGGAGUACCCUUCCACUGUUCCUUGGUGUUUUCAUAAAUUUUCAAAGGGACUAUGAGUUUUUAAUUAUAGUUUUGUUUCAUGACUUUGUGAUUAUCUCAGGAUUCAGAGAAGGGUUUCCCGAUGAUUUCUUUUGAAUUUUUAUGGAAUGUGAUGCUGCAAACAACAAAAGUGACCUCUCUCUUGGCUGCUCAGGGUGUGCCUCUUGAUUGUUAACAGGCGUGGAAAGAAAUACACACCAACAUCACCAAAUAAAAUUGCUGCUCUCAUUCUUGGAAA